UUUUCUAUCAUGUCUGACAAACGUUUCAGGAAGUGUGCUGACCCAUGUCCAAAGUUUUUGACACCUGAGGACACACAAAACCUGUGCGUUUUCUGUUUGGGCGAAAAGCACGCACGGACAGUGCUUGAGGGUGCUGUCUGUGUUAACUGUGAGCGUUUUCCCAUGAAGACGCUCCAUUCCCGCCUGUCACUCUUCUCGAGGGAAGGGGCGGCGGCAUCUGUGCCUGGUGGUUCUGGCCCCGCUCGCGCGGAGGCAGAGCGGUGGCUGAAAUCAUGAGGCUCGCAGGUGGAGCUCGCUGAGGAGUUUGAGAGAGGCGUUAAUCUUUCUCAGCCCCCAGCGGCUGACGGGGAUGAGCUGCUGGAUGAUGAUGACGUCCUUUCUUUGACGUCAUCGGAUCCAGCAGCGAGUGCUCUUUUGGCUGAUAGCCCCAGAGAGCAGGAGAUGGUGGUUGAAGAACAAGCAGGUGAGCCUGCUGGUUCUUCUAAGCCUCCCUGCCCUGCGUAUGCUGAGCUGCUGGAGGUUAUGGAGUGCGCUUCUGGCAGGCUGCAGCUGCCUUGGGAGCGCGUUAGGAAAGAAACCGCACGCGGACGGAUUGACGAGCGGUUCCUUUCCGGCCAUGGCCCUGCAGCUCCCGUGAGCCUUCCAUUCCUUCCCGAUCUUCAUGUUGAGAUCGAGAAGGCAUGGAAAAACCCGUAUUCGGCUCGUAUUCAUCGACAUCAGCGAGCGAACUUCGCUGAUGUUGAGGGAUUGAGCCAGCAUGGGUAUGUGUCGAUGCCCCCUAUUGAUGAAAGAUCAAUGGCGGCGAUGGUGGCCACGGAGAGACGUCUGUGGUUGAACCUGGCGGACAUCGGGGAGAAAGAGAAGGGCUUUCUCCUCGAUGCCCCGGUGUCGCCCUCUGAACUUUCUGGCACCUCCGUCGAGGCGGUGGUUGGAAAGUUAAGGGAGGCGAGGGCGCGCUCGGCAGCGUUUAGAACCUGCAUCCCGCUCAGAUCCGAAUCUGGGCUCAGACAGCCAGGAGGUCCUGGUCCAUCUCGAGCUGAGGCUCAGAGACAGGUCCAGAGGUCCAGUGUGGCCACUCGUGCUCCUCCUCCUCCCAGGAGUAAGUCGCAGAGACGGCGUGACUCGAGGAGGAAGAAGCAGGAUUUAAGGAAGGUGAUCGAUCGCAGACGCCAGCAGCGUCGGUAAUCGAUUCCCUCUCUUUGCGAGGGCGACUUUACACCUGCCCUCGCCCCUUCUUCCUCCACCUCCUGAGCUAUGGAUUCAUUUAACGUGCUCAGGUGCUUCUUGAACAGUCAGGCUGAUGGCUGGGCCCAUGAUGAAAAUUUUUACAGGCCUGCCUUCUGGCUUGAUAGUGAAAGAGGCUCUUUUAGGCUUCAAAGUACCCUAGAUUCCAUCCUUCUAUGUGAAAAGUGAAGGAAAGAAGGAGUCUUCGGUCUUCGAGCUGCAGGAAGUUUGGAGGAGGAUGUCGAAGGCUCACAGGGGUGAAAGAGGAGCCUCCAGAUCCAGGAGAGCUGCUUCCUCUCAGACGGCCGGUCAGGAGGUUUGGAGACCCGGUUCUGAUGACCGCCAUCAGGAUCCGCUGCCAGACCAGACCCGGACGCUGAGCCAGGAGCUACCUGGAUAUUUAACACCUCUUCCCUCUGAGUCUGUUUUUGUGUCCACAGGUCAGGAUCACUGGAGGAGGAAGUGGCAGAGCAGCAGCCAGCAGAGCCCAGAUGAUGGACGUCCGUCCAAUCCAUUUAAAAGACCUGCUACAUGGUCUCGCAGAGAUUCUUCACCAGGCAUCAUGUCCACAUCAUCUUUGUCCCUCUCUGAGGACAAUGUAAAGAGGCGGUUCUGUAGAGAGUCAUUAAGCCUGAGCAGCAGAGGCUCAUACAGCGUCUGUUGGAGGUGGAGUGGUGAUGGAUCGGAGAGCCCAAACGAACAGGGCAGUUGUGGCAACCGCUGUUUGUCCAGGUCUGACAGCCUGGAAGAGUGGAUGAGCCCUCCGCUGCCAGGUCAAGUUCCUGUUGAGCCAACAGAGACUUCAAAUGGCCGAACUGCCCAGGGUGCCAUGGAGUCUUCUCCUGUGAACAAGAGCUCAACAGAAAAACCUACAGAAUGGAGGAAGAGGAAAAGAUUUCGAUCUUUCUUGAAGAUGCUGUGGAAGGCCAUGAAGAGUCCUUUCAGCUGCUGUUGCCACAGUAGUGCUGUGGAUGUCGUGGAGCCUUUUGUCCCUCCACCAGAUCUGGAGCCGUCAGCUGAUCCUGAGCCGUCACCUGAUCACUCCAGAGUCAAGACAAAUAAUGAGUCCUUUGAGUCUCUCUUUAACGUGGGAGAGAUGAUUGGAUCCGGAGGAUUUGGCAGGGUGUACGAGGGGACACGCAAAUUUGAUGGCAAAAAGGUUGCCAUCAAGCGGAUACGCAAGACUGCCAACAACCGUUAUCUUGAUAUUCCUGGGCAUCCCGAACCUCUCGUUACAGAAGUGGCGCUGCUGCUAAUGAUGAGGCGAGAACCCAUAAGCCCCUACAUCAUACAACUGUACAAUUGGUUUGAACAUCCUCGAAAAUUCACUCUGGUUAUGGAGUACCCUGAACCCUGCGAGAGCUUGCUGGACUUCAUCAUUCGUCAUCCUCAACUGGACGAAACAACAGCACGGGUCAUCAUGCGACAGGCUGUGCUGGCAGUACAACACUGCAUUGAGCAUUGCGUUUUUCAUAAUGAUGUUCAUGCGCAGAACUUCCUGUUGAAGAAAAACACGUUAGAGCUCAAGCUGAUAGACUUUGGCUGCGGUCAGCUGUUUAGUAGCGAUGGCUACGAGAGCAACAUAUACCUUGGAUUACUGGAUUACUGCCCACCUGAAGUCUUCGCAGAACCGAGAUUCCACGCCGUCGCAGCGAACGUCUGGGCUCUAGGAGUGUUGUUGUACGAGAUGGUGAACACAUGUUCUCCUUUUUGGGAUAGAAUGGAAAUCAAACAAGCUAAAGUUACAUUUCAGAACACCAACUUAUCCAAAGAAUGCAGUGAUCUGAUUAGCCAGUGCCUAACCCGGGAUCCAACUAAACGGCCGACAUUAGAGCAGAUCUUACAACAUCAAUGGAUUAGAAAUGAUCUAGAUUGGAGAAGCUCAGGAGAUUCACUCGAUCAGUGAUUUCAGGAAAUAACAUGCUUGCUGUCCUUGGUGGAGGACUUGAGCUCGAGGCUUGACCCGAAGCCUGAAGUCCAACCCCAACCUGACAGGAACUCAAGCCGCCACACCAGAGAUCAGAGCCUGUCCACGUCUGAGCAAGAACAGAGAGACUGCAAGACAUCAAUUCAUCACAGACACAUUUGCUUUGUUUUUAAGUCAAAUCAAGACAUCUUUAUUUAUAUAGCACUUUUUUAUAUGACCAAUCUGUAUAUAUGUAUAUAUAUAAUCUGUAUAUGAUCCCUUUGAAUAAAUGCUUUUA
Messenger RNA from Ctenopharyngodon idella (grass carp), 3428 nucleotides. Its product is annotated as aurora kinase A-like. The transcript is spliced from 12 exons. Gene Ontology annotation, molecular function: ATP binding; protein serine/threonine kinase activity. Gene Ontology annotation, cellular component: cytoplasm. Bases 1463 to 3130 code for a protein of 555 amino acids. The record is from RefSeq and is a predicted model, not a curated record. Lineage: Eukaryota; Metazoa; Chordata; Actinopteri; Cypriniformes; Xenocyprididae. Gene Ontology annotation, biological process: regulation of mitotic cell cycle; negative regulation of apoptotic process; protein autophosphorylation.